Molecule: messenger RNA, 2807 nt
Organism: Herpailurus yagouaroundi (jaguarundi)
Lineage: Eukaryota; Metazoa; Chordata; Mammalia; Carnivora; Felidae
Gene: TBR1
Product: T-box brain transcription factor 1
Exons: 6
Coding region: 676-2724 (682 amino acids)
Biological process (GO): regulation of transcription by RNA polymerase II; regulation of neuron projection development; positive regulation of DNA-templated transcription
Cellular component (GO): chromatin; nucleus
Molecular function (GO): DNA-binding transcription factor activity, RNA polymerase II-specific; RNA polymerase II cis-regulatory region sequence-specific DNA binding
Source: RefSeq, a predicted model, not a curated record
UCUGUAUUAACUGGAAAAGACAGACUCUGGAACUUUUACAGGGCGAGAAGAGGCCACCGGCUCGCGCUUUGUAUACUUUGCACUUGAAAUCGUUACAUUCAACUGAAUAUUUGGCUCAUUCAGAUCCGAAAAGUCUCCUAGCAUCAUCGAAUUCCCUCCUCCGCCCCUCAGCUGAAAGGAGGGAGGUGGGGGGGGGGGGGAAGGUAGGAAAAUGUUUAGUAAAUUGCACAUCUUUGAAUCUUCCUAAAGCAGUGGUCACAAAGCUUAAAGGUGACACAACAGUGCUCACGUAAAGCCAACACACAUUCCCCACCCCCCAAGCCAACAAUAAAAUCAUCCCCUUCAAUUUGCCAUGAUCGUCGCGACCAGGAGCCAGGUGAUUAUCCUAAUUAAUGUCUAUCUAAUUAAAUUACUGUCAGCAGUUAACCAAUGGCAGGAGCCGUUUCAUCGGCUGCACAAGCAGCAAGAUCAAAAGUGAGCCUUUUCUGAUUGCUGCAUAGUGUCAAUUGGCCAAUCUCUUCUCCCAGGGAAAAAAAAAAGUAAAUCAAACCUUUGAGAAGCAUUUGCUGGUUGAAGUGCUUUCUGUCUAGUGAGGGGGUCUGUGGAUUUCUAGUUUAUGAUAAAUAGGACUUUAAAAACCAGGGACAGGAGGGCGAGUGUUCAGGUUCUAGAGCUAUGCAGCUGGAGCACUGCCUUUCUCCUUCUAUCAUGCUCUCCAAGAAAUUUCUCAAUGUGAGCAGCAGCUACCCACAUUCAGGCGGAUCUGAGCUUGUCUUGCACGAUCAUCCCAUUAUCUCGACCACUGACAACCUGGAGAGAAGUUCACCUUUGAAAAAAAUUACCAGGGGGAUGACGAAUCAGUCAGAUACAGACAAUUUUCCUGACUCCAAGGACUCACCAGGGGACGUCCAGAGAAGUAAACUCUCUCCUGUCUUGGACGGGGUCUCUGAGCUUCGUCACAGUUUCGAUGGCUCUGCUGCAGAUCGCUACCUCCUCUCUCAGUCCAGCCAGCCACAGUCUGCGGCCACUGCUCCCAGUGCCAUGUUCCCGUACCCCGGCCAGCACGGACCGGCGCACCCCGCCUUCUCCAUCGGCAGCCCCAGCCGCUACAUGGCCCACCACCCGGUCAUCACCAACGGAGCCUACAACAGCCUCCUGUCCAACUCCUCACCGCAGGGCUACCCCGCGGCCGGCUACCCCUACCCACAGCAGUACAGCCACUCCUACCAAGGAGCCCCUUUCUACCAGUUCUCUUCCACACAGCCCGGACUGGUACCCGGCAAAGCUCAGGUGUACCUGUGCAACAGGCCCCUCUGGCUGAAAUUUCACCGCCACCAAACGGAGAUGAUCAUCACCAAACAAGGAAGGCGCAUGUUUCCUUUUUUAAGUUUUAACAUUUCUGGUCUCGAUCCCACGGCUCAUUACAAUAUUUUUGUGGAUGUGAUUUUGGCGGAUCCCAAUCACUGGAGGUUUCAAGGAGGCAAAUGGGUUCCUUGCGGCAAAGCGGACACCAAUGUGCAAGGAAAUCGAGUCUAUAUGCAUCCGGAUUCCCCCAACACGGGGGCUCAUUGGAUGCGCCAAGAAAUCUCUUUUGGAAAAUUAAAACUUACAAACAACAAAGGAGCUUCAAACAACAAUGGGCAGAUGGUGGUUUUACAGUCCUUGCAUAAGUACCAGCCCCGCCUGCAUGUGGUGGAAGUGAACGAGGACGGCACGGAGGACACCAGCCAGCCCGGCCGCGUGCAGACGUUCACUUUCCCCGAGACUCAGUUCAUCGCCGUCACCGCCUACCAGAACACCGAUAUUACACAAUUGAAAAUAGAUCACAACCCCUUUGCAAAAGGAUUUCGGGAUAAUUAUGACACGAUCUACACUGGCUGCGACAUGGACCGCCUGACCCCCUCGCCCAACGACUCCCCGCGCUCGCAGAUUGUGCCCGGGGCCCGCUACGCUAUGGCCGGUUCUUUCCUGCAGGACCAGUUCGUGAGCAACUACGCCAAGGCCCGCUUCCACCCCGGUGCGGGCGCGGGCCCCGGGCCGGGCACGGACCGCAGUGUGCCGCACACCAACGGGCUGCUGUCGCCGCAGCAGGCCGAGGACCCGGGCGCGCCGUCGCCGCAGCGCUGGUUUGUGACACCGGCCAACAACCGGCUGGACUUCGCCGCUUCGGCCUACGACACAGCUACGGACUUCGCGGGCAACGCGGCCACGCUGCUCUCGUACGCGGCCGCGGGCGUGAAAGCGCUGCCGCUGCAGGCGGCGGGCUGCACCGGCCGUCCGCUCGGCUACUACGCCGACCCGUCCGGCUGGGGCGCGCGCAGCCCCCCGCAGUACUGCGGCGCCAAGUCGGGCUCGGUGCUGCCCUGCUGGCCCAACAGCGCCGCGGCCGCCGCCCGCAUGGCGGGCGCCAACCCCUAUUUGGGCGAGGAGGCCGAGGGCCUGGCCGCCGAGCGCUCGCCGCUGCCGCCCGGCGCCGCCGAGGACGCCAAGCCCAAGGACCUGUCCGACUCCAGCUGGAUCGAGACGCCCUCCUCCAUCAAGUCCAUCGACUCGAGCGACUCGGGGAUUUACGAGCAGGCCAAGCGGAGGCGGAUCUCACCCGCCGACACGCCGGUGUCCGAGAGCUCGUCGCCGCUCAAGAGCGAGGUGCUGGCCCAGCGGGACUGCGAGAAGAACUGCGCCAAGGACAUAGGCGGCUACUACGGCUUCUACUCGCACAGCUAGGCCGGCCCUGCCCGCCCGGCUCCGCGCCCCGCCGCGGCCCGGCCCCCUCCCGCCUCCCACCCCCAGCCAGCCCCUCGCAGCUC